This is a messenger RNA of Aegilops tauschii subsp. strangulata, 1551 nucleotides long. Its product is annotated as GDSL esterase/lipase At1g09390. Gene Ontology annotation, molecular function: hydrolase activity, acting on ester bonds. Lineage: Eukaryota; Viridiplantae; Streptophyta; Magnoliopsida; Poales; Poaceae. The record is from RefSeq and is a predicted model, not a curated record.
CAGCCUCUCGCCGUCAAAACACGAAAUUUAGCCCCGAGUGCCCGAUGAUGGGCAUACACGGCGCAUGCAUGACCUCACAGAAUCGUGCUUGAGAGAUAACAAAAAGAAAAGUGAGAGGGGGUACGAGUACGACCACAUGCUAUAGACAGACAGAGGUGCAAGGUCCCCAAUGUCGGCAGCAGGCUGCAGCGCACUAUGGCUAGCCUUCGUCCUGCUACUAGCGCUGGCGUUGGCGCUGGCACUAGCGCUCUCGCCGCCGCUGGCUAAGGCGGGCGGGUUCAGCUGCAGCCCCGGCGCCCGGCCGGUGGUGUUCAACUUCGGGGACUCCAACUCCGACACGGGUGGCAUAGCGGCGGCCAAGGGGCGGCACAUCGCGCUACCGGAGGGCCGCGCCUUCUUCCACCACCCCACUGGCCGGUUCUGCGACGGUCGGCUCAUCAUCGACUUCCUCUGUGAAAGCUUAAACAUAAGCUAUUUGAGCCCUUAUCUAAAGGUAUUGGGUUCUAAUUACAGUAACGGAGUAAACUUUGCCAUUGGCGGUUCAAAAACACUACCGCGGGACGUUCUUUUUGCAUUGCAUGUACAGGUGCAGGAAUUUUUGUUCUUUAAAGACAGAUCCUUGGAACUCAUCAAUCAAGGUCAGGAAACCCCAAUUGAUGCAGAAGGGUUCCAAAAUGCUCUUUAUACCAUAGACAUAGGACAGAAUGAUAUUAAUGCUCUUCUGUCCAACUUGCCUUACGACCAAGUAGUCGCGAAGUUCCCUCCAAUACUUGCGGAGAUCAAGUAUGCUGUUCAGAUUCUGUAUGACAACGGGAGUCGGAACUUCUGGAUACAUGGAACAGGGGCUCUCGGUUGCCUGCCCCAGAAGCUCUCUAUUCCACGCAAAAAUUACAGUUAUCUUGAUCAGAAUGGCUGCCUCAAGACAUACAACAGAGCUGCAGUCGCGUUCAACGCAGCGCUAGGCAGCCUCUGUGAUCAGCUGAAUGUAGAGCUGAAAAACGCGACCGUUGUGUACACCGAUCUUUUUGCCAUCAAGUAUGACCUUGUGGCCAGCCACACCAAAUACGGUUUUGACAGGCCAUUGAUGACGUGUUGUGGGUACGGAGGGCCACCAUACAACUAUGAUUUGAGAAGGAGCUGCCAGUCUCCGAAUGCGACGGUCUGCACUGACGGCUCAAAGUUUGUUAGUUGGGAUGGCGUGCACCUCACCGAGGCCGCCAAUGCCGUCGCGGCUGCAGCCAUACUGAGCUCCGCAUAUUCCAGACCAAAGCUCAAGUUUUAUCAGUUCUGCAAAGCCUGAUAGUUCAUACUUCAUACUAUACUACACCCUCCGUCUAUACUAGAAGCAAAGGCGCGCGCGUUGCCGCACCAUUCUUCUCCUUUUGUCAUUGUAUAUAAAGUUCCUUUUCCUUGUAUCUAUUGUAGUAUAUCUCUUCUAAGAAAUUUGAUAGGUGAAUGACAUCAAAUAUAUACAUCGGAGAGAGUACCAAUAACUUUGUACCGAAGAAGUGUAACUUUGUUUUCUAAGGAAGAAUGCAGUUUGACUGUUAA